Messenger RNA from Trichogramma pretiosum, 1606 nucleotides. RefSeq names its product putative E3 ubiquitin-protein ligase UBR7. Gene Ontology annotation, molecular function: zinc ion binding; ubiquitin protein ligase activity. The coding region runs from base 155 to 1246 and encodes 363 amino acids. The record is from RefSeq and is a predicted model, not a curated record. Lineage: Eukaryota; Metazoa; Arthropoda; Insecta; Hymenoptera; Trichogrammatidae. The transcript has 6 exons. Gene Ontology annotation, cellular component: cytoplasm.
UUCUAUACCUAUAUAAUCCUUCGGUACGACUGUAUAGUAGAAUCACAGUACACAUAGCCACCUCUCUGACGGGCGCUUUUUGUCCAGGACAUCAGUCUCUCGUGUGACCAGUGCGAUUGGUGAAUCAAUAAACAAAAAGUAAAAAAUUAGCGUCAUGAGUGAUUCGGACUUAAAUCUUGUUGAUCCGUCAGCGCGAUCGGAUGAAGAUUUCGACGAAUCUAACACUUUGACGAUGAUAGACGUGUUGAAGGAAGAAAAAGAAUUGGAGGAAGAUUGUAAUGCUGUUCUUGGGGCAUCAGAUGAUCAGAACUGCACUUAUAAUAAGGGAUACAUUCGACAAGCAUUAUAUGCUUGUAAAACGUGCACCAAAUCGAGAGCAGCUAUUUGCCUAGCUUGUUCAUUGCAUUGUCAUGAAGGACAUGAACUCAUAGAACUUUAUACCAAACGGCUUGUUAAAUGUGAUUGUGGUAAUCCAUUAUUUGGUGAUAAAAAAUGCAAAUUAGAUAUUUUUAGAAAAGAGUUGAAUGCAGAAAACAAGUACAAUCACAAUUAUGAAGGUCUUUAUUGUAUAUGUAAAAGGCCUUAUCCAGAUGAAGCUGAUCCAAAUCCUGAUGAUAUGAUACAAUGCUGUAUUUGUGAAGAUUGGUAUCACUCAAAACAUUUGGGUUUAAAAACAAUACCAGAAGGUGAUGAUUACAGUGAAAUGACUUGUGCAAGUUGUAUGAAAAGUCAUGAUUUUCUAUGGAAAUAUGCUUCAAUUUUAUCAGUAUUAAAGAAAAAAGAAACUGAAACAAAAGUAGAUGAACACAUUGAUGUUGAAGAAAUAAAGACUGAGUGCUCUUUGCCCAAAGAAGAACCUUCUUCAAAAGAAGGAAGUUGCUUUUGGGUAGGAGGUUGGAGACAUAAAUUAUGCAAAUGUUUAAAUUGUAAAAAGUUGUACAACGAUGAGGGUGUAUCUUAUUUGAUCGAUCCACUUGACAGCGUUGAAUCUUAUGAAGAAGCUGGAAAAGCUAAAUUGAAAGAGUCUCAGUAUGAAAAAGGAAUGAAAGCACUUUCUUCAUUGAAUCAUGUUCAACAGGUGAAUGCUAUCGAAGGAUUCAAUGAAAUGAAAGAUAGCUUGAAGCAGUAUCUGAAAAAAUUUGCCGAAACUAAAAAAGUUGUGCGAGAAGAGGAUAUCAAAGAAUUCUUUUCAGAAAUGAUCGCGCAAAAGCGUCGCAAAACGGAAGUUUCAACUUUCUAUCAAUAAUUUGGAAAAUUGUGUACAUAUUUUUUUCUUUACUUUUCAAGUAUUUUAUUUUCAAAAUUUAUAACAUACUGCUUAUAAUGCAUCUAUUUUCAUAAUCAAUGAUUCAUAAAUUUGAAAAAUGUUCUCACUAUCACGAACCUUAUUAUUAGUAUAAAUAACAUAGUUUCCAAAAUAUUACAUAGAUCAUUAAGGUUAUGAUAAAAAUAAUUUCUUCACAUAGUAUUACUAGAAAUCAUUUUGAGAAAAAUUUAUAGAUUGAUCUUGAAAUUUAUUUUGUACGAAUUUUAAUUUGUUUAAAUCUCAUUUGUGUAAAACAAAAGAAAAGUGGUGUUGAAAUAAAUACCUUGAAAUUUUACAAAA